CUAUAUAACUGUUAUGUACCUUGUAGCUACUCGGAAUGUAUCUUUGAACGAACCUAACAUCGUUGGAGAGAAGCAAUUAACUCAAACGCUCAAACGGAUAAUUAAAAAGCGCUGUAGCUAUUGUUUUCUACAUUUCUUUUUCUCUUUUGCGCGGCCAUAAUGUCUGAUGAGGAAGAGGACUAUAUGUCUGAUGCAUUUCUGAGUAAAAUACCAGAUGUGAAGCCAGGUGUCAGCAUGGUGAGGCGAGUUAAGGAAGCAUUGAAGAAGGAGACACAGCAAAAGGAGACGAACAUUAAAAACCGCCAAAAGACCUUUAAGGAGCAGGAGAAGGAGAGCAGAGAGGCAGCUUUACAAAACUCAAUUUGCAAUGCAAACAAGGGAUUUGCCCUUUUGCAGAAAAUGGGUUACAAAGCUGGCCAAGGCCUCGGGAAGGCGGGAGCAGGAAGGGUUGAUCCAAUUCCUCUUAAUAUUAAAACCGACAGAGGUGGCAUUGGAAUGGAAGAGGUGAAGAAAAGAAAAGCAGAGGAGGAACUUGAACAUUAUCGUCAGAAAGUACGAGCCAGGCAACAGAAUGAGACCAAGUCUCUGGAAGAUUUUAGGUCAAGAGUAAGGACAGAGAGAGAGGAGCGAAAGAUUGAAGGAGAUCUCAGAAGGAGUCAGCGAGCCUGUGAGCAGCUUGACAGUCAGAAGGGCAUCACUGUGCCUAGGGAAGACUGGUACUGGCCUAAAGCAGAGACGGAUGAUGAUGAUGACGCUUUUAAGGACGAGGAGGAGGAGGAGGAGGAGGAGGAGAAGGAGGAGGAGGAGGAGGAGGAGAUUGUGGAAUUAACCUCAUUUGACAAGCUGCAAAUUUUGACAUCCUAUUUGAGAGGAAUCCAUUUUUACUGCAUAUGGUGUGGGACAACAUAUAAUGACGAAGAGGACUUGUGCUCCAACUGUCCCGGGGAUACAGCAGUAGACCAUGAAUGAACUUAAUAAAAACAUGCACAGUAGUUCCCAGUGGAAAAA
This is a messenger RNA of Etheostoma cragini (Arkansas darter), 1008 nucleotides long. RefSeq names its product G patch domain containing 11 (gene gpatch11). The coding region runs from base 160 to 969 and encodes 269 amino acids. Gene Ontology annotation, cellular component: kinetochore. The record is from RefSeq and is a predicted model, not a curated record. The transcript is spliced from 8 exons. Gene Ontology annotation, molecular function: nucleic acid binding. Lineage: Eukaryota; Metazoa; Chordata; Actinopteri; Perciformes; Percidae.